This is a messenger RNA of Carya illinoinensis, 881 nucleotides long. Its product is annotated as embryogenesis-like protein. NCBI's taxonomy places the organism in Eukaryota, Viridiplantae, Streptophyta, Magnoliopsida, Fagales, Juglandaceae. The transcript has a single exon. The record is from RefSeq and is a predicted model, not a curated record. Bases 65 to 589 code for a protein of 174 amino acids.
CGGUGAACUUUCUACUUUCCGCCUCUGCUCUCGUUGUUCUGCAGAGAAUUGGGGAAGAACGAAAAUGCAUCACCGUGCACAAAUUUCUCUCUGUAAAUUGUUCUCCAGUUACCCUUUUCAACGAUCUCUAAUACCCAGUUCUUCAUCUUCCCUUAACUCACUCGCAAUGAUUUCAACCCAACUCGUUUCAGGCUCGGUCCCUUUUCGAAGGCCUGAGUUUACCGCUACACCCACAUCAAAUCUCCACCAUUUCCGUCAUCCAACUCUCUCAAACUCGAUAGCCCAGUUAAUGAAAUACAGUGCUCAGUCUGGUGGCUCCGUGGCUGAGUUUGACCAGAACAAAGAGGUGGACAUGAUCAACCUCAAGUUUGCUGAAGCUAGAGAGGAGAUAGAGAUGGCUAUGGAGUCCAAAGAGACUGUGUAUUUUGAUGAGGAAGCGGAGUGUGCUCGCGCUGCUGUGAAGGAAGUGCUGGACAUGUUUAAUGGGCUUUUGGCGAAGUUGCCCGAGAGUGAACGAGCGGCAUUGCAGAGAUCAAUGGGCAUGAAGAUUGAGCAGUUGAAGGCUGAGCUUCAGCAGUUGAAUGAGUAAUGAGGUUGGUGAAAGCCUGUUUUUGUCUAGUGCUAGUUUUCUUUAAUUUUUUGGGCUUCGUGUUUGUUGGGAACAAUUUGGAAGGUGAUAUUCUAGGUGGGAGAGUUGUUGAUUGCCGCAACAAUUUGUGAUUUUUAAAAAAAGUGAUGAAUUUUGAAUAAUGAAUGGGCAGUUUGUUAUUCGAAAUAGACAACUGUUUCUAACUGGGGAAUUCCUGUAUUUGUAAUUGGUACUUCAUGCAGUGGCUCAUGCCUUAUGGUACUUACUAAUACUUUUGUUUAUUACUUCAUAA